AAACAGACAUGAAUGCAUUUUGAAUCUCAACAUUGGGAACCUAAACAGCUUACACAACGGCCAUUGCAAAAUUGGAAAUAAGAACAAAAAGGUGGAAAGGCACGUGUUUAUCACGACAACUAAAACUUUGUUCGCAUGUGAGGAACCCCACGUGAGUGAAGGGCGUUACGUAAAACAGGUGUUUGGCCAAUCAGCGGCAACCACUGCAACCGGAUGUUGUAUGAGUAUCCACAACACGAGACACAUUGGUGCAACCAUUAGCAGUCGAAAGUAGAGGAAACGUCGCUGAUUCUUUGUUAAUGUCCUUGUGUUUUUGAGAUGAAACACAACUCGAACGUCCCAGGUUUCCUCACCAAGCUGUGGACGCUGGUGGAAGAUGCGGACACCAAUGAACUUAUCUGUUGGAGUCAGGAGGGCAAUAGUUUCCUGGUGCUGGAUGAGCAGCGCUUUGCCAAGGAGAUUCUCCCCAAGUUCUUCAAGCACAACAACAUGGCCAGCUUCAUCAGGCAGCUCAACAUGUAUGGAUUCCGUAAAGUGAUGCACCCUGACCAAGGCGUUGUCAAGCAGGAGAGAGAUGGCCCUGUGGAGUUUCAGCAUGCUUUUUUCCAACAAGGACAGGAUGACCUGCUGGAGAACAUCAAGAGGAAGGUCUCUAACACUCGGCCCGAGGAGAAUAAGAUCCGACAAGGAGACCUGUCGAAGAUCUUGGCUACUGUUCAGAGUGUUCACAGCAAGCAGGAGAACAUUGAUGUCAGGCUGGCAGCACUGAAGAGGGAGAAUGAAGCGCUGUGGACAGAGAUCUCUGAUUUGAGACAGAAGCAUGCCCACCAGCAACAACUUAUCAAGAAGCUGAUACAUUUCAUCGUCACGUUGGUACAGAACAACCACAUCUUGAAUUUGAAACGCAAAAGGCCAAUUCUCAUGAACAGCAACGGAAAGAAGCCCAAAUAUAUUCAUGAGAUCUAUGAUGACAGCGUGUGUGUGGAGCAGUCACCUGUCAGCAGCCUGAAUAGUGUGAAAGACGAUGUCAUCAUCUGUGACCUGACAGAGAACGAAGCCGAGGUCACAGACUGGUCCCCCAGAACCAACGAGCCUGGGGAUGUGGAAAUAGUGGAAGUGGAUGUGGACCCCUGCCCCAUGCUGGCUGUUGAGGCAGAGGAUAACACGUCCACAGAAGAGGCUGAGCAAGCGGAGGAGCCGAGAAACAGCAUGUUGGACAGCAGCAGAGCAACCAGCAGCGCCCUUCAGCUCAAUAAACCUUCAGGCCUGUGCCUAGAAGACCCCGUCAAGAUGAUGGACUCCAUAUUGAAGGAGAAUGGCGCUAUUUCACAGAACAUCAACCUGCUGGGCAAGAUGGAGCUGAUGGACUAUCUGGACAGCAUUGACUGCAGUCUGGAGGAUUUUCAGGCCAUGCUUUAUGGGAAGCAAUUGGGCGUCGAUAUUGAUACCUUAGAGGAGAGCGUGGCGUCAAAAGAAAGCCUAGCACAACUAAACCGCUGCAGGCAGCUGGAAGACAACACAGACAAGCAGUUAAUCCAGUACACCUCCUGCCCCCUGCUGGCCUUCCUGGAUGGCUGCAUUAGCCCUGCAGAGGUGGACCUGGGCGGGGGGAGUGGCACACAGCUGCUUCCCUCCACCUCCACCGCCUCCAUUGGAUCGGAACCCCCCUCGGACCUGCUGGACGGCGGCGUGGAAUGCAAGCAGCUCGGUCGCAGCUCCCUUAUCCGCCUGGAACCUCUGACGGAGGCGGAGGCCAGCGAAGAGACCCUUUUCUACCUGUGUGAACUCAGCCCCAACCCACCUGGAAGCCACUCGCCAAAGCUGGACGCCAUGUGAGCAGGGAACCUCUCGUAUUUUCCCUCCUGCUGCACUUUGUCUUUUAUCAAAAUACGCUGCAUUUUGAAGAAAACCUUGCAUCGCUUCUUGACACAUCAUCGCAACACAACAGUACAAUUCACACUAAGUACUUCCAUACAUACCCCUCGGAGGAAUUGGAGUUGCAACUCAUUGCGGUUUAUAAAGGGAAACAUGUCCUGCCAUGUGUGCUUUUAUUUAUUUCUUUUUAUUUCACCUUGUUUUUGAUGUGGAUGCUGUUUGUGGCUCUGCUGUGUUUUGUCAAAUACAAAUUGUAGUAAGGCGAGUAAAGAAAGGAGACACUCGUCCUAAAGAGACUGUAAAUACUUCUGGACUCGACUCAGUAUUUAUUCUUUCAUGUGUUGCUUUUUCAUUGUCCUUCGUCCACAUGAAUAUUUGUCAUUAGCAACAUUCCUGAUGGUCCUGAUCAGCUGUCUGCUUGCUAACGUUGACGUCUGGGAUAAAGCUGACCUAAUAUAUAUAAAUAUAUAAAUAGAAAUAAAUAACACACACACUGUAUUUCUUUUCUUCAUCGCAAAGAUGGUUUCGUUUUGUUCUUGCAAAAUUAAUUUCUUUUCUAGCGUUGAUCCGGUUGUGUUGUAAAGUGAGUGUACAUUACAUUUAUAUGCAAAAUGUACAUUCAAUAAAUAGUGACUACUGCUUGUGUUGGCAUC
Messenger RNA from Dunckerocampus dactyliophorus (ringed pipefish), 2528 nucleotides. RefSeq names its product heat shock transcription factor 2 (gene hsf2). Bases 319 to 1836 code for a protein of 505 amino acids. Gene Ontology annotation, molecular function: sequence-specific DNA binding; DNA-binding transcription factor activity. Lineage: Eukaryota; Metazoa; Chordata; Actinopteri; Syngnathiformes; Syngnathidae. The transcript is spliced from 12 exons. The record is from RefSeq and is a predicted model, not a curated record. Gene Ontology annotation, biological process: regulation of DNA-templated transcription.